Molecule: messenger RNA, 2186 nt
Organism: Haplochromis burtoni (Burton's mouthbrooder)
Lineage: Eukaryota; Metazoa; Chordata; Actinopteri; Cichliformes; Cichlidae
Product: interferon-induced, double-stranded RNA-activated protein kinase
Biological process (GO): protein phosphorylation
Molecular function (GO): protein kinase activity; ATP binding; double-stranded RNA binding
Source: RefSeq, a predicted model, not a curated record
ACAAGUUGGAGUUGGUUUCGACUGCUCUGUUACCACGUAGGGGAGGACGAAGAAACCGAAACUUACUGAUGCCUAAAGUCAGCUGAAUCGAAACAAACAAUGGACAUAUUUGACCGCAGUCGGAGAAGGAAGAUGGAAGUGGGGACGGGAGCAGUACUGUGAGCUUUGUGUGCUCUCACCGGGAUUUUAUUACAUUUGCCGAGUCAUUAAUGAUGGCAACUAAAAACUACGUAGCUGAACUAAACGAGUAUGCGCAGAGAAAUCGCUUGAAGCUGAAGUAUGAGUACCUUGGCUCUGACGGCCCAGACCAUAAUAAAGUAUUUAGCCAGAAGGCGAUCAUAGAUGGUAAAGACUACCCCAAAGGUGUGGGGAAGACCAAAAAAGAUGCAAAGCUUAAAGCAGCUGAAAAUGCUCUGAGGUGCCUGCUGGAUGGUAAAUGUCAGGACUUGACAGAAAAUGCAGCAGAAGCUUCUACACCAGCUGAGACAGAUAUCAACUUCAUAUGCUGGCUCAAUGAAUAUGGCCAGAGAAACAGGUUGACUAUAAAGCCUAUGGAGACAACAAGGCCUGGACCAAAUAAUGCUAUCCCGUGGUGUAGCUUCAUGGUUGGUGAUAAGGAGUACCCAGCAGUCUCUGGGAAAACGGCAAGAGAAGCUAAGGAGGAAGCAGCCAAGCUCGUAUAUGACAUAAUAAAUGGCAACAAAACUACAGAUACUGCAGAUGAGAAUCACAGCGAUGGAUCAGGUCAACAAAGUGAGGACUUGAGUGAGAAUGUUUUUGAUGUGUGUACUACAACAAAAAACCUGACCGUGAACUCUAAAGACCCCAGCUUAGUGGAGACAAAUUACAUAGGACUUAUCAAUGACUACUGUCAGCGAGAAAACUGCUCCUAUACAUUUGUUGAUGAGAAAAUAUGUGGCCCACCUGAUAAACGUCAAUUUUUCUACAAAUUACGGAUUAACAACAAGCAAUAUCCUGUGGGGAAGGGGAAGAGUAUCAAAGAAGCCAAACAAAGUGCGGCGCGACAGGCCUGGUUUGUUCUUCAGGAGCAGUCAAGCAAGGAGGAUGCCAAAGACAAGAACGUGGGAAAUGGCCAGAACGAGAUGCCAACUGUAUCACGGUUUACUUCAGAAUUUGAACCCUUGGAGCAUCUUGGUAAGGGGGCCUUUGGUUCUGUUUACAAAGUAAGACAUAAACAGUUGAAGAUAGAAUAUGCUGUGAAGGUCGGCUGCUAUAAAGAAAAAUCUCUUCGAGAGGUGAGAACAUUAUCAGACCUCUUCCACCGUAACAUUGUUAGAUAUUACACGUUCUGGAUGCAGGAUACUGGAUACGAGUGGGUGUCCAUCAGGCCAACAGCAUCGGAAGAUGGUGCUCCACCUGAAUCCUUAGCCUCAUCAGUUACACAGAACAACAGUGAAUCAUCAUCACAAAACACUCCAAGUAACUCCUCAAACCCUUCUACGUCCCAGGCAUCCUCUGUAUCUUCUGGGUCUGAGACUAUCACAUCUGUCAGGUUUACUUCAGAAUUUGAACCCUUGGAGCAUCUUGGUAAGGGGGCCUUUGGUUCUGUUUACAAAGUAAGACAUAAACAGUUGAAGAUAGAAUAUGCUGUGAAGGUCGGCUGCUAUAAAGAAAAAUCUCUUCGAGAGGUGAGAACAUUAUCAGACCUCUUCCACCGUAACAUUGUUAGAUAUUACACGUUCUGGAUGCAGGAUACUGGAUACGAGUGGGACCUUAGAGACAGUUGUGACAGUUACGCCUCUUCACACACUGCAGAUAACCCCGAGACAAAGUUCCUGUAUAUUCAGAUGGAGUUAUGUGCCAAAAACACACUGAGAGACUGGAUUGAUGAGAAGAAUAAAGAGAGUGAACAAGACUCCAAGCGAAGAGAAGAAAGUCUGAGAAUUGUUCAAGAAAUAGUUUGUGGAGUCGAGUAUAUUCACUCCAAGAACCACAUCCACAGAGACCUUAAGCCUGCAAACAUCAUGUUUGGAGUGGAAGGAGAAGUGAAGAUUGGGGACUUUGGUCUGGUCACCAGUGAUGAUGAUGAUGAAGAGAGAACAGUGUGCAAAGGAACUCCAUCUUACAUGGCUCCUGAACAAAAGACUGAGAGGAAGUACGACAGAAAAGUGGACAUGUUUGCUUUGGGGCUGAUAUUCUUUGAACUCCUUUGGAAACUUUCUACU